Messenger RNA from Naegleria lovaniensis, 1179 nucleotides. RefSeq lists its product as uncharacterized. The coding region runs from base 1 to 1179 and encodes 392 amino acids. NCBI's taxonomy places the organism in Eukaryota, Heterolobosea, Eutetramitea, Acrasida, Naegleriidae. The record is from RefSeq and is a predicted model, not a curated record. The transcript is spliced from 2 exons.
AUGUUUUCAUCCAAGAAUGCAUUUCAUCAACCACACCACGGAGCAAGAAGAUUUCACAGCCUCACUACUUGCAAACUAUUCUUGUGUAGUCUGUUUGUGUUCAUUCUUCUUUGUUGCUGGUGGAAAGAUUCUUCUUCAAGUUUGAAUCAGGAUGAAAAGUUUUCAGUGGUCAAAGGUCAAGCACUUUUCCCUCCACAACAACAACAACAACCAUCAUUAACUCCUUCUCAAAUUGAACAAAUUACAAGACUCAUCUUCCAACUCAUUUCUGCUCAACAAGGAUCUUCUUCAUCAUCUAGGGAAGACACUGAAGGAGAUGAGGAAGAAGGAGGUGGUGGACAAGAAGGAGGAGGUGGUUCUUCAGGUGGUGGUCGAGGAGGAUCAUCUGGAGGUGGUGGACAAGAAGGAGGUGAAGAAGGUGGUGGAGGAGGAGGUGAGGAAGGUGGAGGAGGUGGUCAAGAAGGAGGAGGUGGUUCAUCUGGAGGUGGAGGUCAAGGAAGAGGAGGAGGUGGUCAAGCACCUUCUGGAGGUGGAGGAGGUGAAGAAGGAGGUGGAGGUGGUGGCGAAGAAGGAGGAGGUGGAGGUGGUGGUGAAGAAGGAGGAGGUGGAGGUGGUGGAGAACCUGGUGGAGGAGGAGGUCAAGCACCUGGUCGAGGUGGUGGACAACCCCAACAAGGAGGAGGUGGUGGUGAGGAAGGAGGAGGAGAAGUUGGUCCUGGUGGUGGUGGAGGUGAACCUGGAGGCGGUGGUGGUGGUCAGGAACCUUCUCCAACACCCAGUCCCAAUGAACAACAGCAGCAACAAGAGAGAGCCAGACGAGAAGAGGACGUGGAAGACGAAGAGGUGAGCGUGGAAGAAGAAGAAGAGACCGAAGAAGAGAUCGUCGUAGAGGUCGUAGAAGAGGCCGAAGAAGAGAACGACGAAGAUCAAGAAGAAGAAGUAGAAGAAGAGGACCUUCCCGUAGAAGAUCUCGAAGAAGAGCAAGAAGAUCUGGGCGUCGUGCAGGACGAAGAGCUGGACGAAGAAGAGCACGUCGUAGAUCUGGACGAAGAUCUGGAAGAAGAGCUGGACGAAGAUCUGGACGUCGAGCUCGAAGAAGAUCCAGAAGAAGAGCACCUUCAAGAAGAAGAGCAAGAAGAAGAUCCAAUAGGAGAGCGAGAAGAAGAGGUCCCAAUCUGA